Molecule: messenger RNA, 2381 nt
Organism: Eucalyptus grandis
Lineage: Eukaryota; Viridiplantae; Streptophyta; Magnoliopsida; Myrtales; Myrtaceae
Product: cysteine-rich receptor-like protein kinase 25
Exons: 7
Coding region: 114-2102 (662 amino acids)
Biological process (GO): protein phosphorylation
Molecular function (GO): protein kinase activity; ATP binding
Source: RefSeq, a predicted model, not a curated record
GCUGUGGCCUCACGGUUGAAUGGAAAGAGCAAAUCCCACUUACUCAUCAUAAACCACGCGCACACAGCAAGAGAGAGAGAGAGAGAGAGAGAGAGAGAGAGAGAGAGAGAAGGAUGCGGAUGAUACGUUUCCUACUUCCUUUCAUGCUCAGCUUUUUCACCAUCAAAGCUGCUGAAUUCACCCUCACCUUGAACAGCUUGAACGGCCAUUACUGCUUAAACUCAAGCACCUUCACCCCCAAUAGCACCUAUCACGCCAACCUCAAUCGCGUUCUCGAUGAUCUCGUCAGAGACGCGGGCGCCAACCCUGAUAACGGGUUCAACUUCACUUCAAGCAAAGCCAGCUCGAGCAACGCCGUCUACGGCAGCUUUAUGUGCAGAGGCGAUGUCUCCAAGAAAGAGUGUGCGAAUUGCGUCAGGAACGCGAGAAUUCGAAUAACCCAGCUAUGCCGGAUGACAAAAGUCUCCUUCCUGUGGUACGAUCAGUGCAUGUUGCGCUACUCCGACAUGAAUUUUACCAGGAAGGUCGAGCUGGAACCUCGGUUGUUUGGAUACAAUGAAGAGAACAUAGACCAGCCUGAUGAAUUCAUGAAGGUACUGAAUGUCACUACGGAUCACGCGGCUAGAGAGGCUGCUCGGCAUCCUCCUAGGAUGUAUGGCCAUGGUCACGCCAAGUUUAGUCAGGAGAAAACGUUGUACACGUUCGCACAGUGUGUGCCUUACCUUUCCAAUAACGAUUGUUCGGAGUGCCUUCGCAACGCCACAUCUAGCCUCUUAAGCCUCCAAGAGGGGAAAAUUGGAGGCCGAGUUUUGCUUCCUAGUUGCUUUGUCAGGUUUGAGAUUUACCCGUUUUACUGGAGCAGCUCAAAAGGGAAAGUGCACUUUAAGUGGAAAAUAUAUGCUGCAGUCCUUGCCGCAGCCACAGGAGUAGCGCUACUUUUUUACAUGAUAGUGUGGCAUAUACUACGAGGAAGAAAAAGAAUCCCAAGAAGGGAGAGCAAAAGUGGUAUAAAAGAAGAUCAGAUUGUUAGGAGGCAAAUUUCUGGACUCCAUUCCCUGCAAUUCGAUCUGCAAACGAUAGAAGCUGCCACAGAUAACUUCUCGAACAACAACAAGUUAGGGGAAGGAGGAUUUGGUCCGGUUUACAAGGGUACACUACCCAAUGGUCAAGAAAUUGCAGCAAAGCGUCUAUCUAGGAGCUCUGGACAAGGAGUCGAAGAAUUUAAGACCGAGGUUGAAUUAGUAGCCAAGCUUCAGCACAGAAACCUAGUGAGGCUACUGGGAUUCUCCAUGGAAAGAGAUGAAACAAUACUAGUCUAUGAAUACGUGCCCAAUGGGAGCCUUGAUCGCUUGCUAUUUGAUCCUGAGCUCAGUGGACAAUUGGAUUGGUCAACACGUUACAAGGUUAUGGUAGGGGUGGCGCGUGGAUUGCUAUACCUUCAUGAAGAUUCUCGGCUUCGAAUUAUUCAUCGUGAUCUCAAAGCCAGCAACAUUCUACUAGAUGCUGACAUGAACCCAAAAAUCUCAGAUUUUGGUUUGGCCCGAAUCUUCGGCAAUGAUCAGACUCAAGCAAGCACAAAUAGGAUUGUUGGAACAUAUGGCUACAUGUCUCCAGAGUAUCUGAUGUUUGGACACUUCUCAGUAAAAUCUGAUGUCUUCAGCUACGGUGUGCUAAUGCUAGAGAUUAUCACUGGCAAAAAGAACAGCCAAUUCUCCGCAUUAUACUGCGACGAGGGCCUACUAGGCUAUGUUUGGAAGCACUGGAGCAACAGAACGUCGUCGGAAAUAGCGGACCCAGUUUUGAGUAAUGCUUACUCAGUGAACGAAGUGAUCAGAUGCAUGCACAUUGGCUUGCUCUGUGUGCAAGACGACACGGAAGACCGACCUACCAUGGAUUCGGUCGUUCUCAUGUUAAACAGCGAGUCUAUUAACAUCCCGGUGCCUCAAAGACCUACAUUCUUCUUCUCAAGCAAGAAGAACAAACCGGCACCCUCUGUUCCGAACUCAGAUCUAUCCACCAGCAAAGUGGACCAGUCUAAUAAUAAGAUAACGUCGUCGUCAUCUGCAACUGAUAGUGGUUAUGCUGAGCCUGUUCCGCGGUAGGCAAGAUUCUUAGGCUAUCAUUUAGAUCCACCUAUUGUUUAGGAUAACUCGUGUGUGUACACUUCACUGUUGUAUGAGGAUUCAUCUUAUCUUCAUUGCCGUAUCUCUGGCUUAUUCUUUCUCGUAGGACCAGAACAGGAUGCCACAUGUGUAAACAACUCCAUUAGCUCAGACGAGUUUAGCCAUUAGAUUGGGAUUAGCAUUUAGGCUUUACAAUAUGGCACAUUGUGACAAGGACACUGGAGCUUUAAUAAGAACAUCACCUUUUCAUGCUUCAAA